AUGCCGGCCGAAGUUGAAGUUCCACCAACUACGUACCAGCGUCUCCAAAAAUACCAGGUCAGCGAAGUUUACUUUUUCCUUUUUUUCAACUUUACGGAAAAGUUUUGUUACUUUGAUCGUUUUUGUAAUUUCUCGCAUUUUCGAAAUCGCUUAGAGAACGUGUUUUCGGUUACUGGUAAUUUAAAUACAGAAGUUAAGCUACGCAAGACUUUUUUUGAUAGUUUUGAUGUUUUAUUUGAAAAAAUAUCUUUGUGGUCCACAUUCAAACUCAUGAAGUUAAUUUUGAACAGUCAAAAUUUCAAUUAUUUUCACUAUAUUUUCUGGUCGGCGUAAAUGCUACCGGAUACAAAUCUUCCUGCUCUCAUUUGUUGUUGUUAUGUGAUACUUAAGCUGAGAAGGAGCAAGAAGAGGCUGUGACUGUUUUAAUUUGAAAAAAAUCGUUUUUCUUUGUGAUUUGACUCAUUUUAUUUUUUUGAGUUUGUGACAAACUUCUUCAAAAGGCCUCGAGUUUAACAGUGUUCAACAAAAAAUUGACGCACUGUCAAACAUGUGAAAUCUCCGGAAAUUCAAUGAAAUUUUUUUUGAAUUUAUCAAUGAAAUUUGUUGAAAACAGUUGAAUAAAACAAAUUUCAGUUUCUGAAGAUUUUAUGUUUGACAACACGUUGAUUUUUCACAAUGAAACGUUAUCCGUUCUGUGAAAAAAUAUCUAAUUUUUAAAAUCACGUUUUUCAUAAUAUUUCCGUGUGUUUCCUUUUCACUGGUCAAUCGGCGAUUGCACAGAUUAGAAACAAAAGGGCACCCUUGAAGCGUCAAGUGCUUUUUAAUGAUCAUAAAAGCGCUUCAGCACAGGGUUAAAUUUCUGGUAUUUCCAUACUAUUUUUGUUCAAACGUGUAUUAUCGCAGUGCUACUCUGGUUUUCUAGUGCAGCUUAAUUUUUAAAAUUUUGCUGUCGGUGUGCACAUUUCUUACAACCCUGCCGAUUGAAAUUCGAUUUCCUUUUUUAACUUCUAAUGAUUUUUGAGAACAGUGAAGAAAGCAGUAGCUUUUUCUCCUAGAAAAAAAAAAUUGAUGUUGGAAAAAAAUUCAGUAGUUUUAAAUCUGAAUCUUAUUUGUGAUAUUCUGCGAAAUACUCUCGAAAAAAAAACAUCCGCAGAUGUCUUCUUGCCAUAAAUCAUUUUUCUGAUGGAAAAAGCCUUCAAAAAAGAAAUUUUACAUUUAUAUCCGAUUUCAUCGUUUUUGAGAAAGUGUCAGUAUGAAAUAAGAACAAUUUCAUCUAUGCUGAAGUCUUUCUUUCUAGUGAUUGUCUUCUAGAAUCGUAGGAAAGAAUAAUUAACUUUUGAAACGCUAGGCGCAAGCAAAAAUUAGAUCGUUUUCUUGCAGCAAUUACUGAAUACCUGUGAUUUUUUUUGAAGAUUUUUUCAUUCACCAGUUCAAUUUUCGGUUCAGGAGCAGUUUUCGAAUGCUCUCCGCCACCCCGACUCUCCUGAUUGGUACAAAAAGGAGGUACAUGAGAAAGUGAAGAAAGAGCUUCUCUGGGCUUCUCCCUACGAUGCGCGUUUCCCACAAGUUAGUUUAUUCACAUAAACAUGAUGGAUUGUUUUUUGUUUACAGUCUUCAGGUUCUUCUUUUAAAUUGAUUCAUGGAAGGUAGUUGCGGGUGACAGCUCAACUUUUCAGGUUCGCAAGCAACGCCAAUGUUUCGCCUACUACGUUGAUUUCCAUCGCUGCAACGAACUCAUGGGUCAAGACUACAAACCUUGCAAGUUCUUCCAGAAUGUUUACAAGGUUAGUUUUUCUAAAGAUUUCAACUUCGUAUUGAUUUCUAAAGUUUUAUAUCUUAGCAAUGUGUUGUUUUUCUAUUGUUUUUCAAUUUCAUCCUUUUUGUAAGUUUUAAAAAUAAUUUGCCAGAUGUUUUUGUAAUUGUUUUUUUUUUGCUCUUCAAGAAAUCUUUCCAAAACUACUUUCAGAGGAUAGAAUCUAAAUGAAAUAUUGCGAAGUUUAUAACUUUCAGGACUUCUGCCCUGGCUUCUGGGUCGAAAGAUGGGACGAGCUCCUCUCGGAAGGACGUUUCCCGGCCAAGUUCGAUCGCUAA
Messenger RNA from Caenorhabditis auriculariae, 2091 nucleotides. The record is from the annotation of a GenBank genome assembly. NCBI's taxonomy places the organism in Eukaryota, Metazoa, Nematoda, Chromadorea, Rhabditida, Rhabditidae.